GGCGCGGAGGCUGUGUCGCUCGGAGAUGCAUUUGUUUGUGUUUUUAAACUAAUUUCUAUGAAUUUUUGAAAAAUAAAAGUUAAAAAUAUGAUCGGAAGUGAUUAUACUUUGGAGUUGUGCAAUGUUUUUCAUUCGGGACAGGUGGAACCAGGCAGCUUCUUCCAGCGGCUGACAGGCGGAGUGAAGACAGGAGUGAUCCUCAAGGAUGUCUCCUUCACCACACACAGCGGAGAGGUCACCGCUAUCCUCGGAUCCAAAGGUAGCGGCAAAAGAGCCCUCCUCGACGUGAUAGCGCGCCGCGUGCCAGCCAAGGGACACAUCUUGCUGGAAGGAGUUCCUCUAGAGAUGGAGCAGUUCAACAGCACGUGCGCGCUCGUGCGACACAACACGAGGCUGCUGCCAGGACUCAGUGUGCAGCAGACGCUCAGUCUAUCACUCACUAAGAUUUCAGGUUACUUGAAAUCGUCAAAAGUGAAACAAGUAAUGGCUGAUUUAGCGUUGUCAAAUGUUGCUAAAAAAUGUGUAACGAGCCUAACAAAGAGCGAAUACAGAAGAUUAGUUAUAGGAGUACAACUCAUAAGAGACCCAAUCAUUCUUCUGCUUGAUGAACCUACUUGGGACUUGGAUCCGCUGAACACAUACUUGGUGAUUUCAAUAUUGUCGAAUGCUGCGAAGAAAUACGGCACUGCCAUCAUACUUACCAUGGAGAAACCUCGAUCAGAUGUGUUCCCGUUUUUGGACCGCGUAGUAUACUUAUGUCUCGGAGAUGUGGUAUAUGCAGGUCCUACAAGGAAUCUGCUGGAUUACUUCGGCAGCAUCGGCUUUCCUUGCCCACAGCUUGAGAACCCAUUGAUGUAUUACUUAUGCCUGUCAACGGUAGACCGAAGAUCUCGAGAACGGUUUAUAGAAUCCAACCACCAGAUAGCAGCACUAGUGGAGAAGUUUAAGCUAGAAGGCCAGGGCAUAAUGCAGGGGAAUCUGCACGAGAACAACCGCAUUGUCAACCCUAAUAAGAUACAGCUUAAUUAUGGGAAGCCGGGAGGCAUGCAAGUUAUAUGGAUGUUGUAUUUGAGAUUACUGGCUUCGAUAUUUAACCUAAAGAAGAACGGAAUGAAACAAAUGUUUAUGAGACUGUUCAGCUUACCGUUGUACUUCUUCAUACUGUGGGUAUUCUACAACGAAGCUAAGGAUUACCAGAGAGCUUUCAUCACAAAGAGUGGCCUUAUAUUCAAUGCGAUGGUGGGGACCUACUUUAUCAGCAUUAUGAACACGAUAUGUUUAUUUAGUCCAUACCGAACGCGUUACUACCAGGAGUCUCAAGAAGGCCUGUACAGCGGCGCCAGUUUGCUCCUGUCUUGGAACUUCGUGUCACUGCCAUUCUCAUUCCUGAGCGCGCUCGCCUCUGCUGCUGUUAUCUAUCCGAUCCUAUCAGACAUAUCAGAGAACAUGGACUUCCUCUACUUCUCUUUAGCGCUGUGGUCUAGCUACGUGUACGCCGAACAACAGACCAUAGCUGUCAUGAUGUUUGUCAAGAACGGUCUGAUCGCCGCCAUUGUGAAUAUUUACAUCACUUGUAUUUACGUCAUGCUGGCCAGUGGGGUGCUCAGAUCCUACAAAGGCUUCGAAGAAUGGCUAUACUACAUAACCUACAUUACCCACACACGGUACACAUCAAUCUUCAUGCACAGGAAUGUCUUCAAACAGCCAACCUUCAACAUCCUUCCAUACAGCGACACAGAGAACUGUACUUCUACCAUCUCCAGUCUUAUUCAAACUUCUUCGAACCUUAAUACUAAUUCAAAUGCUAACUGUCGUUAUGCCAGUGGCAAAGCGUUCCUAACAGAAAGGUUCGCAGCAAAAAGUUUCAAUGGCGAUCUCUAUGCAGCUGGUGAUUUUAAUCCUGAGUUUAAUUUGGGAGUUUCCUUCGCUUUUUCAGUUGGCAUUAUGGUUUUCAAUAAGUUCUUGUACUUGAUGCCUUUGCCUGGUUAUAUUAUUGAUAAGUUUAGGGAGUAGUGUUAAUUGAUUUUAUUGAUGUUUAUUGGAAUCCGUCCCAGUUUAUUAUAAAUGGAAAUUAUGUGUAAGAAUUAUAUGAUCAGUAAUUAUUUA
Molecule: messenger RNA, 2106 nt
Organism: Helicoverpa zea (corn earworm)
Lineage: Eukaryota; Metazoa; Arthropoda; Insecta; Lepidoptera; Noctuidae
Product: ATP-binding cassette sub-family G member 5
Exons: 13
Coding region: 88-2013 (641 amino acids)
Cellular component (GO): plasma membrane
Molecular function (GO): ATP hydrolysis activity; ABC-type transporter activity; ATP binding
Source: RefSeq, a predicted model, not a curated record